AUGACAACAAUAAAAGCGCGCCAAAAAGCGCGCCAAAAAGCAUAUACCACAUCUGAUGAACAUGAACAAAAUUGUUGGUUGCAUCGAGAAUUGUUUACGUUGGAUGGAGAUCAAUUACAAACAGAGGAGAAACCGUCAAAUGAGUACAUGCAAUGGUAUCACUCGCUUCCAAAUAGAUAUGCAUCGUACGAACAAUUUCUCACUGACCCUCAUCAAAAUCAAUAUGCCCCUACUCAGGCAAGUGGCUCUCAACAACCUCACCACUCACAACAUUCUCAACCUCCUCAUCCCCAAUCCUUCCAACAACACACUCCUCACUUUUCCCAACAUCAAACACCCAUCCCCAUUAUCCUGAACAACAAACUUCUAACCCUCAUUUUUCUCAACUACAAACUCCUGCCCCUUAUUUUUACCAAAAUCAAACCCAAUACCCACAAUCUCACUCCCAACCAAAUUACAUUUAUGAAUCCCAACAAUCACAAACUCAUCAUGCGGCCAAACUUCGAUUCCUCCUCCUUCCAACAUAACCCUACAACGCCUUAUUUUCCAACCAUGUGUCCGCCACAACAACCCCAAUAUAAUUUUGGCGAGAAUCUUAACGUCAGUGAUUAUGAUUUACUGGAAAACAUUUGGUCUCCUCCACAAGCUACCGCUCCUAGUCAAGAAAAUUCUCCAAUAUCAGAUGCAACACAACAAAAUCCUCCAACAACAGAGACCGAACAACAAUAUGGUUUUGGUCAUCGUGCUCCGCGACCGCGUUAUUUUUUUAUUUAG
Messenger RNA from Vicia faba (fava bean), 774 nucleotides. The record is from the annotation of a GenBank genome assembly. NCBI's taxonomy places the organism in Eukaryota, Viridiplantae, Streptophyta, Magnoliopsida, Fabales, Fabaceae.